AUGGACAGCGCCAACGCCGUUCCCGUGGCGGCGCCGUCGCUGCAGUCGCUCUCCCGCCAGCGCAGCUGCACCGAGCUCCCGCGCUUCGCGGACGCCGAUGCCGACGCCGAGGAGAGGAAGAUCGGCAGGUCGUCCGGGAAGGGCGCCGGCCACGCGUUCGGCCGCUCCAUGCGCUUCCUGCCGUCGUCCAAGCCCGCCGCCGUCACGCUCACACCAGGCCGCGUCGCGCCGUCGGACCUCCGCAGGCUCGCCGCCGGCUACUCCCUGGACGCCCGCGCCGACGUGGGGAGCUCCGGGUCCGAGUGCAGCGACGCCUCCAGGGGGUCCAGCGCAAGGUCAGCGAUCCCCAAGCCCAACUCGCCGAUGAUCGCCCGUACGAGCUCCGUCCGGCUGCUCGGCUCGAGCAACUCGCAGUGGGCGCUCUCGCCGGGGCGCCGGAGUAGCUCGCCCGCCAAGACCCUGGCGACCGUGUCGGAGUCGAAGGGGAAGAAGAGCCUGCUGAGCAUGGGGUGGGGCCAUCUGUUUAACCGGAAGAAGUCCGGCGGAGCGGAUAACUCCAUUCAGACGAUCCCGGCCACCGUGCCGUCCUCGCCGGUGUCACGCAGCCACGGAGGGAUAGGAGAAACCGGACACCAGAUGAGGAUGAUGCAUUGCCGGUUCUUGCAGUGGCGCUUCAUGAACGCCAAGGCAGACUCUGCGUGCAAGACCAAGGCCGCCAACGUCGAGGUUCAGUUGAUGGGUACAUGGGCCCGGGUGGCGGAGCUAAGAGGAAAGGUAGCAAGGAAGCAAGUGCAACUCGAGAAGGGGAAGCUGAAGCUUAGGUUGAAUGAGAUACUCUCUUCUCAGGCCUCCCUCCCGGCAAUGGCAUCCAUACUCGAGCAGAUGUUCGAGCUCACAAUGACGGCCAGGAUAUCAGUUCGCUCGUUUAGCCCUAUGGCCCAAGAUACGACCGUCGUGAUCUCGAAGCUGAUUCGUGUGGCUAGUGAGGAGCGAGCUCGGUUACAGGAGUGUCACGAGUUGCUUGGACGGCUCUCCGCACUGCAGAUUGAAGAACAGAGUUUGCGUUGCCAUAUGGUGCAAUCGUCGUCUCUGAAUCUUGUGAAUGUGAAUUAG
Aegilops tauschii subsp. strangulata is the source of this 1113-nucleotide messenger RNA. NCBI's taxonomy places the organism in Eukaryota, Viridiplantae, Streptophyta, Magnoliopsida, Poales, Poaceae. The record is from RefSeq and is a predicted model, not a curated record.